CAAUAGCCUGCUCCGGGUAGAUGUCUGUUACCAUGAGGACAACCAUUUUGGGGAGAGCUCUGCUAUUGGUGCUCCAUGUCACACUGGGCUCCUGCCAAUCAGAGGAUAAUUUUCUUAUGUAUGAUGAGAAUAUGAACAAAUGCCUCAGAGGCAGUCAGCCCCUGAUGUUAUACCACUGUGACUCCAACCAUCCAAGUCAGCAGUUCCGCUGGACAUCAGAAGACCGCAUCUUCAAUGUUCACUUGAAAAAGUGUCUGGGAGCUGGGAGCAGAGCUGAUGGCUCAGGUCUACAGUGGUUCACCUGUGAUGACAAGAGUGACCUGCAGAAGUGGGAAUGUAAGAACAACACAAAGCUAAAUCUGAAGGGGACAGAUCUUUUCGUAUCUCAGGAGGAGAACACUGUUCUCAGACUCACCCAAGACAAUAGCACUGCCAGCCACUGGCUAAUACAUGGCACCGAGGAGGGUCUUUGCUCGCGCCCAUACCGAGAAAUCUACACAGUACAAGGCAAUGCCUUUGGUAGUCCUUGCCAUUUCCUUCCUUACAAGGCCAGUGGUACUCAGAUUGUAAGCUGGAAAAGCCCACACAGCGAUAUUGGUGUUCAGUAG
Molecule: messenger RNA, 608 nt
Organism: Engraulis encrasicolus (European anchovy)
Lineage: Eukaryota; Metazoa; Chordata; Actinopteri; Clupeiformes; Engraulidae
Product: macrophage mannose receptor 1-like
Exons: 3
Coding region: 21-608 (195 amino acids)
Biological process (GO): bile acid and bile salt transport
Cellular component (GO): plasma membrane; protein-containing complex
Molecular function (GO): transporter activity
Source: RefSeq, a predicted model, not a curated record